AGUCGGCUGACCGCCAUCGCGGAGAGCGCUCGUUCGUACGCCGGAGAUGCACAAAUAUAUCGCGAGAAUUUACUAUCGUCGUCCGUGAUUUUGGAGUUUAAUACGCGAAUUCAUGUCUAAAAAAUACAUUACGGUAGAAUAAGGCUUUAAUUAUGGUUCAAACGUCAAUAUGAUGUUCCGGAAAAUCGUAAUAAGUGUUAAUCAUAGUGCCGAGAAUGACAAAUGAAUUCGGACAGUGUUUAAAUGUGAACUUUACUUAAAAUGUUUCUCAAAGUGUAAUAAAGUUAACCGUAAAUAUAAUAACGCAUAUUGUGAGCAGUGCAACAGUGCAGUGUCAAAAAAAUGUUCCAAGUGAACGUUAAGAGAAACAUGUGAAAAUGAACGAAAUCAAUUUGAAAUUCGUCUUUAUGCCUAUCAAGAUAAGAAUUAAGAUGUAAUACAAUGUUGGAAUGUAUACGGCCCGUGAACAUUGUAGUACACGCGGCAGCCAAAUUUGGGAAGCAUCGUGUGAGGAGCACCGGCCAGUUUUUGCUGAUACUUCUCGUCUUACAUUUUAUAAGAACCAGUUCAUCGGGCGGUAUAUCUCUUGGAGCGCAUCUCGUCUGCGCGAAGGCCCCUGGUCUGACCGACAAACAACGCGCCAUGUGUCGGUCUUCUCCAUCGGCUAUAGCCGCAAUCGGUGAUGGACUUAAGAUGGCAUAUGAAGAAUGCCGGGCUCAAUUGAGCGGCCACAGGUGGAACUGCUCAGGAGUGGGAGACGGAAAUCACUUCGGGCACGUUAUGCCGUUAGCAACGCGUGAGGCGGCUUUUACGUACGCCAUCACAUCGGCGGGGGUCACCCAUGCUUUGAGCAUGGCCUGCGCUCGUGGGGAGCUGCCUGGUUGUGGAUGUACAGGAAAUAAGAGGCGUACGAUAAACACAAUCGAGCAGUUCCAAUGGGGCGGAUGCGGUUCCAGUGCGUACGGCGCUAGGUUAGCCCGGCGGUUUUUGGACGCGAGAGAAUUGGAACGAGACGGCAGAACCCUCAUGAACCUCCACAACAACCGGGUCGGAAGGAAGGUGAGCGAGGUGGUAAAGGACCUAGUUCAUCGCGAGUGCAAAUGCCACGGCGUCUCGGGCUCCUGCGCUAUGAGGACUUGCUGGCGGGCGCUACCGCAGUUCAGGGCUGCGGCUGCCACCCUGCGGGACAAGUAUAAGCGAGCGAAGCUAGUUAUGCCGCACCCAGCAACGAAUCCACAGGACAUUAACGUUCGAACACACCUCGUAAUAAAACGACAAAAGCACCCAGGUCUCGGUCGACAGCCCAGGAAAUCGGAGCUGGUGUUUCUCGAACAGUCACCUUCCUACUGCGAGCCUGAUACUGCAGCAGGAUCGUUUGGAACUCACGGAAGGAUAUGCAAUAGGACGUCAAGAGGUGAGGACGGCUGCGAGACCCUAUGCUGCGGACGCGGGUACAGCACGACCCGCAGCGUUGAGGAGACAAAGUGCCGCUGCCAGUUCCACUGGUGCUGCAACGUCACGUGCAGCAAAUGCGUGACGACAGUGGAAACGCACCUUUGUAAUUAGCUCCCGAUUAACAAAGAUAAGAAACACACAACAACGCUACAUCAUGAGACUUACGCGCUGCUUAUUCGGUGGUAGAUUCUGCGAAGCACUGCUCUUGCUAGGGUCAGUGUUAGCAACACUCCGGUUUGAGCCCCGUGAGCUCACCUACACACGUUAGGGUGAAGCUGAAAUAGCCUCUCAAGGCUAUCAGCAUAGGUAGAGAGAAAGCUACAUUAUACUUGCCAAUUUACUACGCAAAAUCUAGUUACGAUCAUGUUCAACAUAUGGAGGGUAGAAGAAAUGAAGGGCAUCAUCUUGUAUAGGGGACAAAAUGUUAAAGUGUCCACUUCUAAGUUAUUGUUGGAAGACUCAACGAAAUUGGGCUAGUGUAGGAAAGAUAUAGCAGAUUUAAACCGAGUGAAGUGUUUUGAAGUUUGAAAAACUUUUAGUUUUCUUAAAUUAUGUUGUUAAAAAUUAUGCAGUACCUAUUUAAAAUCGCAACUAUGUAUUUUUAUUACUAUUUACUGUACAGGAAGAGAUUAUUUCCUUCUGAAUUUAAUAUCCUACUUUAAUAAUGUUGCUUAGUGACAAAGUGUUACUCUGGAUUUCAUAUUUCCUGAAAGUAGGUACUCAUUGUAUUUUUACUUUUCUAAUUUCAAGAUGUUGUCAACUAUUGCACUGUCGAUUGCACCUUUAAUUAAGGUGACAUCUGUCAUGAUACUUACUGUCAAUUUGUCAAUGUUUUGUAUUGAUGAUCACUGUUGGUGCAACUAAAUAAAUAAAUAAAUAGUUUAUGAGGCUCUUUUUAAAAUCUUUCCACUUGCUACUAUGGCGCCACUUAAUUAGCCCUCUUACAACGGAAACUUUUUAAUAUAUUUAGACGGUGAUCCUUACUUCUACCCUCCAUAUUUUAACGACUAUGACCCAAAA
Messenger RNA from Bombyx mori (domestic silkworm), 2475 nucleotides. RefSeq names its product protein Wnt-7b (gene Wnt2). Gene Ontology annotation, molecular function: cytokine activity; frizzled binding. The transcript has 9 exons. Gene Ontology annotation, biological process: multicellular organism development; positive regulation of JNK cascade; cell fate commitment. The coding region runs from base 442 to 1566 and encodes 374 amino acids. The record is from RefSeq and is a predicted model, not a curated record. Gene Ontology annotation, cellular component: extracellular region. NCBI's taxonomy places the organism in Eukaryota, Metazoa, Arthropoda, Insecta, Lepidoptera, Bombycidae.